AUGGACAUUCCACGAACUCCAAGCUGGAACGCCCCUAUGAUUCUCGCGCACAAGGAAUCAGCCGUCACCAUUGUCUCAAGCUCGACUGAUGGUGUGGACGACAGUCUCACUUCAAAAAGUGUCCCUGACGCUGCGGUGGUCGGUGAAGAGAGCAUCACCGACCUGGGAGGAGAGCCCAUAACAAGCAUAGCUUCCUCAUGCGACUUUAUCUCUGCCCUGUCGGGAAAAGGUAUUGACCACGUUCGAAUAUGCUGGCUCGACAUGACGAGCACGCUUCGUGCCCGGCUUGUCCCUACACACCGCGCACUUUUCCUUCUCCAACAAUCCCACACACGUCAAGGGCCGCUCGAGACGGGGCUGAAAGUGAGUGUCGCAACAGCUGCCUUGUCCAUCCUCCAGAAUGAUCAUUUGAUCAAUGUGGCGGGUGCUUCACCCGUGGGAGAAUGGGAUCUGUGCGCCGAUCUUACUUCCCUGCGGUUGGGCCCACGCAACCGCCAUGCCAUGCUCAUGGGCAACUUUCGCGAGAAGAGCGGAGAGCCCGUCCCAUCAUGUCCGCGCACGCUCCUGGAGGACACUAUGCGCCGUGCGUCGCAGCAUGGCCUCUCCGUCCUCCUCGGCUUUGAGAUUGAGUUUGUGCUUCUCGAGCGCAAGGGUCCGCGGCAGUACGACAGGCUCUCGUCGGAUGCUCAUGCUUGGUGUUCCUUUGGUGCUACAGAUACCCAAGAUCCCGCUGGCGCCGUCAUUGAAGAAGCGGUCGCCUCGUUGGCACGGGCUGGCGUGUUGGUUGAGCUAGUCCACGCGGAGAGUGCCUUUGGGCAGUUUGAGAUUGUUCUACCCCCAAAGCCGGCGCUUGCGGCUGUCGAUACCCUCAUCUACGUGCGCGCCAUUCUUGCGACAACCGCGACUGCCCAUGGAUACAAGACGACACUACAUCCCAAGCCAUUCCCGGAUACCGCGGGCACGGCAGCGCACGCGCACAUGUCGCUCAGGGGGGUUGAUGGAGAGCAAGUCGAUGAUGCCCAAAUCUAUGAACCUUUCUACGCAGGUAUACUGAGCCGUCUUCGAGGUGUCAUGGCAUUCACAUGCGCCAGUCCAUGCAGCUAUGAAAGAGUUGUGGAUGGCUGCUGGGCGGGCGGUACCUGGGUAACGUGGGGAUACCACAACCGCGAGACCCCCUUGCGCAAGGUGGACGGGAGUCAUUGGGAGAUUCGAUGCGUGGACGGUCUGGCGAACCCGUAUCUGGCAAUGAGCGCGAUCAUAGCCUCGGGCCUACGCGGCAUUGUCUCCAAGACACCCAUGGCCUGGAAGGAGUGCACAGUCGAUCCAGCGGUCUUGUCCGAGGCGGAGAGGUCCAGGUUGAAUAUCCGGGAGCGACUUCCCACGACGCUAGAGGAGGCUCUCUGCGCUCUGGAAAAGGACGGAGAGAUGGCCAACUCUAUGCUGGGUGAGGCGAUGGUGGAGCGAUACGUUGCCAUCAAGAGGGCCGAGAUUGGGAUGCUGCAGAGCAUGAAGCCUGAUGAACAGCGCCAGUGGAUCAUCGAGAGGUAUUGA
Emericellopsis cladophorae is the source of this 1551-nucleotide messenger RNA. RefSeq names its product Protein fluG. The record is from RefSeq and is a predicted model, not a curated record. Gene Ontology annotation, molecular function: glutamine synthetase activity. NCBI's taxonomy places the organism in Eukaryota, Fungi, Ascomycota, Sordariomycetes, Hypocreales, Bionectriaceae. The transcript has a single exon. Bases 1 to 1551 code for a protein of 516 amino acids.